AUGACUGCCUGCGGGUCCUGCGGAACAACUUCUGAAGUUGACGAACAGAUGAUUGGGUGCGAUAACUGCGACCGCUGGUUCCAUACGCGGUGCGUGGGCGUUACGGCAGAAGCGGCGAAGGAGAACAAGUGGUUCUGUCCGUCCACCGAGUGCCAACAGCAGUACAGUGAGUACCUAAAGAAGCUAGAGAAGGAGGAAAAGAAGAAGAAGAGUAGUAAGAAAAAUAAAGCGGUAGGGGAAGAGUUCGAUAGGGCUAGUAAUAAGUCAUCUAAGUCAGUCAAUGAUUCCGGGUCAGAGUUGGAAAAACGUUUGAAGGAGUUAGAAGAUGAACAGCAGGCGAAAGAGAGGAAGAUGGAGAUUGAGAUGAUCAUUCUUCAGAAGCGGAUUGAGAUGGAGACGGCGUUAAAAGAGAAGAAAAUGAAGCUAGAGAACGCGAUUAGGGCGAAACAGCGGCAUGAUGAGAAGGUGCUCAUGGAGAAGGCCCUAUCAGACGAGAAGAAACAUCUGGAGGAGUUGAAGAAGAUGCGUGACUCUUUCGAAGUAAAGAUGUGUAGUGUGCGGAAGGAAGUAAAGGAAAUGCAGUUGAAAGAAGAAGGCAGCCAGACGAAGGAGAAGGCUCUGGGAACGCCUCUCAGAAAUCCAGAGGUAGUGGUACAAAAGCAGUUAGAAAAGGAGCAGAAGGAAAAGAAGAAGAUAGUCUCUCGGCGCGAGCAAGAGUCAGAUGACAGUGAGGAAGACUCCGUGGAAGAAGAAGAGGAAGAAGAAGACACCGUUUCGGAUGAAGAAAGUGAAGAAGAAUCUGAACAGCGUAGGGCGCCGACAAGGGCACAGAUGGCGGCGAGGAACGGAGUAACAAAGAAGCUCCCGGUGUUCACCGGCAGACCGGAGGAAUGGCCAUUGUUUAUCGGCACGUACGAGGCAUCCAACGAGGCGUGUGGAUUCACCGACGUCGAGAAUCUCGUGCGGCUGCAGGAAAGCCUGAAUGGGCCAGCAUUGGAAAGUGUUCGAGGGCAGCUGUUGUUCCCGAAAUCUGUUUCGAAGUUUGCGAAGCGAACGUUUCUGUUGACUUCAAGCCCGAGGCGAAACCAGGAAGCUUCGGCUUCGGGAAAGGACGGAAUAAGCAGAGAGGUGCUGUUUACAAUCAUAGCGUUAUGGAGUCGGUCGUCAAUGUGCCGGCCACAGUGGAAUCUAGACAAAGGGCAUGCAAGGCUUGUAAGCGAACUGACCAUCUGA
Messenger RNA from Armigeres subalbatus, 1233 nucleotides. Its product is annotated as WD repeat-containing protein 87-like. NCBI's taxonomy places the organism in Eukaryota, Metazoa, Arthropoda, Insecta, Diptera, Culicidae. The transcript has 3 exons. The record is from RefSeq and is a predicted model, not a curated record. The coding region runs from base 1 to 1233 and encodes 410 amino acids.